AUGGCCUCGUUCAAGGAAUUGUCCCUCUCGCGUCCGCUCCCUAACCCAACUCAACGACAACACUCCCACUCAAUCUCUCUCGGUGCUGUCAAUGCCAACCACCGUGUGACGCGUCGAAAGAGUGUCACCACCGCGGCUGCCAAUGCCGCCGCCGCCAUUGCGGCCUCCAUGAAGGAGGGCGAGUCCGCGCUUCUCCCCAUGGCCGCGCACCGUCGCAGCCUUGGGGGCCGCAAGGGCAUGGAGUCCACUUCGGUCGGGGGCACAUCGGGAUUUAGUUCAUACCUCUCGCGAAGCGUGAACAGUCCUAGCCAGGAGCCUCCGGUCGCUCGCAAAGCCUCCCCUAGCAACUCCGAUGACGGCAAAGUAAAGGGCCGGAACCGCCGAGCCAGCGAAGGCGCUCAAUCCAAGACUGAGGGGAAGCGGGUUCCGGCCGAGCUCCGCUGCGAUCGCUGCGGGAAAGGGUAUAAGCAUGGCAGCUGCUUGUCUAAGCAUAUGUGGGAGCAUGACCCAGCAUGGGCGGUUACCUCGAAACUACUUAUCUCCAAGCAUCAGCAGGUUCAACUGUUGGAGGCUGCCACGGUGCUCGUCACCAUGAACCAGGACGGCCCCGAGCAAUGCCACGAGCACUGCCCCGAAGCGGAUUCCGAAGUUUCCUCCGGAUCGCCCGAUGCCUCCUCGGAUGUGCACGAUGGUCUCAGCUCCGCUGAGACCACCCCUCCCCCGAUUGACGAGGAAGAGGAAGACGACUUUGAGAUGUCCGGUAUGCCGGCCAACUGGACUAAGCGCCCCAGCAUUAGCAACGCUUCGGCUUUCUCCCGCUCCUACCAGUCGAUCCCCUCGAGUUCGUACAACGAGAGUGCUCCACUCCACUCCCCUACCUUCUCUCAUUUCCGCCAGUCCAGCAUCGAUACCCGCCCAUCCACCGCUGACACCCGACUGCACGAUGAUGACGAGGCCGAUCUUGCAGCAGCGAUUGGGCUUUGCAACUUCGGAACUCCCCGAACAGGGCCUGUUUCCAUGACACCGGAUGUGCCCCCUGUUCCUCCGCUGCCGGCUCGUUACCUGGACUCGAGUAGCCACCCGAACAACCAGAGCCCGCGCCUGUCGCAGCUGGGUCCUAUGAACGAGGCUUACCGACGAGAAUCCAACGCGGACCUCUUCCUGUCAGUUUCCGCCGCUUCGUUCAACCCGUCACUGUCAUACAAGGUGUCGGAUGAGCGUGGGCCCCGAAACGGACCCAAGGGAGCCGAACCCCGUCGUCAUAGCCGCAACGCAGAUGUCGAUUUUGGCAGCCGUGCUGCGCCUGCGGACGAUGAUGACGAUGGUGUCUUUGGACGCAUGGAGGAAUAA
Molecule: messenger RNA, 1350 nt
Organism: Penicillium longicatenatum
Lineage: Eukaryota; Fungi; Ascomycota; Eurotiomycetes; Eurotiales; Aspergillaceae
Product: putative C2H2 finger domain protein
Exons: 3
Coding region: 1-1350 (449 amino acids)
Source: RefSeq, a predicted model, not a curated record